CAGACGGCAGACUUUAGACUUUUUUUCCAAGGAACAACGAAAGAAGCCAAGCACAGAGCUAGAGAGAGAGAGAGAGAGGCGAUGAAGCUAGUUUGGUCUCCAGAAACUGCGUCCAAAGCUUACAUCGACACCAUCAAAUCCUGCGAAGCUCCGCUAGAAUCCGGAGUUGCAGAGCUCGUCGCCGCCAUGGCUGCGGGUUGGAACGCGCGGCUCGUCGUCGAGACCUGGUCGAGGGGCGGCAUCAUCGCCACAAGCGUCGGCCUAGCAGUAGCCUCCCACCACACGGGCGGGCGGCACGUGUGCGUGGUCCCCGACGAGGCGUCGCGGUCGGAGUACCUCGACGCGAUCAAAGCUGCCAGCGCGGCACCGCCGGAGGUGAUCAUCGGGGAGCCGGAAUCGGUGAUGGAGGAGCUCGAAGGGAUCGACUUCAUGGUCGUCGACUGUCGGCGAAGCGAUCACUCCAAGGUGCUGAGGACGGCCAAGUUGAGCAGUCGCGGGGCGGUCCUGGUGUGCAAGAACGCGGCGAGCUCCGGAGCGGGCGCCACCCCGUCGCGAUGGCGGAGCGUGGUGGAGGGAGGAUCGCGGCGGCUGGUGCGGUCGGCCUUCCUGCCGGUGGGGAAGGGCCUGGACAUCGCGCACGUGGCGAGCACCGGCGGUGGGAAGGGUCGGAGAAGGUGGAUCAAGCACUGGGAUCAACGUUCGGGGGAGGAGAUUGUUAUACGAAGAUAGUCUUCUUUUCUUCAUCUUUCCCCCUUUGCUGCUGCAUCUUUUGUAUCAGAUUUUGUUCUUCGUCAGAGCGAAAAGAAGAGCCAAAUGUGGAAAAAAUGGUACAGGAUCAUACAUUUUGGAACAUCGAAAAUUGAACCGCAAAAAAACAUUCUUAUUCGCUAUUUGGGACAAAACAUUUUUUGUCGGAUAAUAAACCAACAUAGCAUGAUCACUAUUG
Eucalyptus grandis is the source of this 946-nucleotide messenger RNA. RefSeq lists its product as hypothetical. The record is from RefSeq and is a predicted model, not a curated record. NCBI's taxonomy places the organism in Eukaryota, Viridiplantae, Streptophyta, Magnoliopsida, Myrtales, Myrtaceae. Bases 82 to 729 code for a protein of 215 amino acids. The transcript has 2 exons.